Messenger RNA from Chironomus riparius, 3727 nucleotides. The record is from the annotation of a GenBank genome assembly. Lineage: Eukaryota; Metazoa; Arthropoda; Insecta; Diptera; Chironomidae.
UUCAAGCUGCUUAAGCGAUCACUUCAAAUUAAUUAUUUUUGUGUAGAUUAAAGCUGUCACUUGAUCAAUAUUUGCGUAGCUGAUUAAGUCGAGUGCAAAAAAUUUCAGUGCAACAACUUUCAACAGAUUCGAGCGAUUAAUAGCUUAAAAAUUAGCAGAACAAUGAGCCAAGGAACUAAUUAUUCCAGCACCCCAAAGUCUAUCCAACCCCUCAACGACCCAAUAUUCUCCCGCAAAGACAUCUUUCCAGAUCUUCAUCUACUCGAUGGACCCCUACAGCCUUACCGCUUCAGCUCAUCAUUCGAUUGGAGGAAAAUGAAGCUUGUUGUCGACACUGCAGAAGCUUGGGAUGUAAAAUUCAGAGUUUGGAACUUCAUGGAAAGACAUCCAUUAUUUAAAAGAUACCACGAGACACUUCCAAUUGAUGAGCAACGACGAUUGUCAUCAAAGCAGGUGUUUACACUUUACAAUGAGAAGCUUUAUGGCAUGCAAGAAUAUUUUGAAAAACCUGAAUUGAGCACUAAAUACAGCACAGCAAUUGGAUCUUUUGAACCGAGCAUAUCUGUGAAAUAUGGAAUUGGAUUUGGAAUGUUUCCGAGUGUCUUGAGAAGCAAUGGAACUGAAAGAGUUGAAGACUUGAUAAUUGAUAAUACAGAGAUGAAGAACUUUGGAUGUUUUGCUUUGACUGAAAUUGGACAUGGCAGCAACACUCAAUCCAUGAAAACAACAGCAACUUAUGAGCCAUCAUCGAAGUCUUUCGUCUUAAACACACCAAAUUUUGAGGCUGCAAAGUGCUGGGUGGGUAACUUAGGAAAGACAGCAACUCAUGCAGUGGUUUAUGCUCAACUUUACACUCCAGACGGUAAAUGUCAUGGACUGAACUCAUUUGUGGUUCCAGUCAGAGAUCCUAAUAAUAUGCUGGUCUAUCCUGGCGUUGUUAUUGGUGACUUGGGUGAGAAAGUGUCGCUAAAUGGAAUCGACAACGGAUUUGUGAUGUUCAACAACUACAAGAUUCCAAAGGAUUAUCUUCUGUCCAAGACUGGCGAUGUCGAUGAUGCUGGAAACUUUGUGACUCAAUUUAAGGACCCAAAGAAACGAAUGGGAAUAUCAUUUGCAGCCCUGUCAGGAGGCAGAGUUGGAAUCUGUGAAAUCGCAACUAAUUAUGGAGUCAUGGCAAUAACAAUUGCAAUCCGAUAUUCAGCAAGUCGUAAACAGUUCGGACCUGAAAAUAGUGAUGUUGAAUAUCCAGUUUUGGAAUAUCAGUCACAACAAUAUCGAAUCAUUCCACAUCUUGCAACAGUUUAUGCCUUAAAAUUCUUCUCGAACUGGAUUGGACGUGAAUAUUUUGACAUCAUGAAGAAGACUCUUGUAGGCGAAAAAGUCAGUCCUGAAACUGGAAUGGAAAUUCAUGCAAUUUCAUCAAGUGGAAAGCCUGUUUGUGGCUGGAUGGUCCGUGACUUGAUUCAAGAUUGUCGUGAGGCAUGUGGUGGACAUGGAUACUUGAAAUGUGCACAAUUAGGUGACUUAAGGAACAACAAUGAUCCAAAUACAACUUAUGAAGGUGAGAACAAUGUACUGAUUCAGCAGGCAUCAAACUUCUUGCUUGCUGUGCGUUCUAAAGGCUGGAAAUCAUUUGAAAAUGCAUCGCCACUUGGAACUGCUGCAUUUCUUAAAGACGGUGACAAAAUAUUGAGUAUGAAGUGGAAUUGGACUAAAGUUGGAUGUGCAAUGAAGCCAGAACAUUUGCUUGCAACUUUCAAUUGGAUCUGUGCCUACAUGCUUGAAAAAACAUUCAAUCGAGUCAAAAGUCUUCAAGAAUCUGGUCAGUCAAGCUUUGAUGUCCGCAACAAUUCACAAACAUUCCAUGCUAAUACUCUAGCUAUUGCUUACGGACAGCGUCAAGUCAUUGCUGCAUUUCUAGAGGAAAUCCAAAAAUUAUCACCUGAUGCAGCAGAACGAGAAGUUCUCACAAAACUUUUGUCACUUUUUGCUGCCAACUUAAUAUCCACAAAAUACAUCGGUUUGCUCUACGAAGGUGGAUUUGUGGCUUCAAAUGGACCAAAUGUCAAUGACUUGCUACAAACUGGAAUUCUUGGAUUAUUGACUAGCUUAAAAAAUGAUGCAGUUUCUCUUGUUGAUUCCAUUGCACCUCCAGAUUUCAUCCUUAACUCACCACUUGGUAUGAGCGAUGGAAAUGUCUAUAAACAUCUUGAAUCAUUCAUGUACCAAACACCAGACACAUUUACACGUGCAUCUUGGUGGAAGGAUUGUGUCUAUAAAGAUUUCUUGACAUCUAAGUUACUUAUUAUCUCAAACUUCAUCCUGUGUGACCUCUCGCGGUCAUCAAAUGUCGACUGUGAUUACAAUUUUGUUAAUUAUGCUGGUUUAAAUUCAGUUUAUACAUGCAUAGUUAGGAAAAAUCUCAACAUUAUAUCCAAAGAUGGAACAUUAAUUGAAUCUGCGACUGGAUAUCAUAGAGGUUCCAGUUCCAACAUUGACGUGUUUGCUUUUGAAGCUGAAAAUAAAAAAAUUGAAUAUUUUCCAAAAGGAUUGGAGAAAAUCUUUCAGAAUCUUAAAGGAAUUUACAUCCAAAAUGGAAGAUUAAAGGAAAUCCAACAGUCAGAUUUUCGAGGAUAUUCAGAGCUUUUGUACCUUGAAUUAAAUAACAAUGACAUUGAGGUGCUGGAAGAUGGAGUUUUUGACUUUAUUCCAAGUAUUGCAACUAUUUGGCUUCCUGGCAAUAAAAUUAUUCAUGUCGGUGAAAAUGUUUUUACAAAUUUAAAUAAAUUAAGCUAUUUUGGAAUUAUCAAAAAUACGUGCAUAAAUUAUCAGACCAACGACUUCCAGACACAAAGCUUUAUGGCAAUGAAUAAUCUUAAAGAAAAUUGUUUUGACCAAAACUUCUCAAAAUUAUCCACAAAACUCAAAAACAUCGAAGAAGAUGCAAAAAAUUUAAGAAGCGACAAUUUUUACAUUUUUAGUCAAAGUCUCGAAAAGUUGGAAAAAGAACUUAAAACCUCAAAAUUUUCGUACCUAACAAGCUUCAAGGAACGAUUCCAUAUCCUCAAAUUCGUCACUCCAGAGACUGCUGCUUCACAAAGUUCAUGUUUAACCUCAAAAUUUGAAGAUCUUGAAGCAAGCUUAAAAGUUGCAAUUAUAAAAACUUUGGACGAAAACCUUCAAAAGUUUCAAAUUGGCUCAUGUCAAGUAAUUGAUGAAAGAAUCAGAAACGACAAUUUAGAUUUGGAUAAAAGUUUUAAUGACUUGAUGACUAAAAUGAGAGAAACUGAUACAAAUGUGAACAGCAAAUUUGAGGAAUUGGUCAAUUUUCCAACUGCCAUAUCCAAAAGAAUCGGCAAAUUUGAGUGCGACCAAAUGCACUUUGCUAAGAGUGAAUUACACAGCAUGAAGCAAGUCAAUGUGGCUGAAAACAUAAAAUUCAAAAAACUUGAAGAAAGAAUUGGUAAAAUUGAGGAAAAUAUUGAAAAAAUAAUGCAAGCUUUGAAUGUUACGAACUAGGAUCCGUAAAAGAAUCUUUAUGUGCUCUAAGAUUUAGACUGCUAAGGACACCUGCGCAUUGAAAUCUUUUAAAUUCAAAAAAUAAAUAAAGUGGUAAACUUUAUAUUAAGUUUUAAUUCCUGCCAGCACUUUACAGCUUCAAGUUUUUGUGCGUUCAGGACGAAAUACUUUGAUGAUGGCUCAUUAGUUGCUGUAGUCUUCAUGGAUU